ACAAAAGCGUCCAACACUAAAUCAAAAACCUAUUUCCUUGAAAAUUAUAAAGUGCAAAAUUUGAGUGGUAAGUGCAAUGUGAUGAAAACUAUGAUGUUGGGAUUAAAAGAAGGGGAGCACGUUAAGGUACAUUGCACUAAAAGGACAUUCAAUAUGGAAAAGGACUUUGAAAUUAGUGUCACCGUUGAAGACACCGAUCAACUUCUCUCGGGAGCAUGGCUCAAUAUAUCAAUAAUACAAGUUUUUGCUACGGCUUUGAGUGAGUUGUGUUUUCACGAUGAUUGUCACCCCAAUAGUAUUGGAUUCAUGUGCCCGGAGAUGAUCUCGGCCACCAUGUUAAAGUCCGAUGCAGAUCGAAUUCUAUUGUACAUGACGAGGUCCAUGAGUGCACUUAGUUCUAAGACAUUCAUCUUAUGUCUAAACGUGAGGUCUACAUAUUUGAUUCUCAACAGAAGAAGAGAAAUUUGAUGAUUAAGGAGCCACUAAACAAUGCUUUUCGGAGUUACAAGAGACUAGGUGGACAAUCUAAGGGAACUAAAUUAACAUGGAUUCCAGCACAGUGUGCUCAACAACCGGGAUCACUAGAUUGUGGCUACUACGUCAUGCGUUUUAUGUACGACAUAAUAAUGAAUCAUUGUAAUAGUCAAGAUCUUACUAAGGAUUUUUCAAGAACAUUGCCUUAUUCAGCGGAGGAGAUUAAUGAGGUGAAAGAUUUUUGGGCAGAUUACUUCAUGAACAAUGUCGAAUUUUUAGCUUAAUUUGUAAUAUGAACUUGAUCUCUAGCUAGCUACGUACCUUUGUUGUAAUAAUUUUAUGUUUGUUGUAACAUGUUGGUUGAUCGAUCUAUGACGAAUUUAAUUGCCUUUUAUUGGGAACGUUAAUUACGUUGUAAACUUUUGUGACAGGUAUUAAUUAUAAAUGUAUUCCCGGUAUUGGGAAUGAA
Messenger RNA from Spinacia oleracea (spinach), 943 nucleotides. RefSeq lists its product as uncharacterized. Gene Ontology annotation, molecular function: cysteine-type peptidase activity. Gene Ontology annotation, biological process: proteolysis. The transcript has 5 exons. Bases 414 to 758 code for a protein of 114 amino acids. Lineage: Eukaryota; Viridiplantae; Streptophyta; Magnoliopsida; Caryophyllales; Amaranthaceae. The record is from RefSeq and is a predicted model, not a curated record.